CUCAGCACAUUGCUUGGUUCGGGGCCUGUAGGCGAGCCAGGACGCUUCGCCACUGCUCGAGUGGCUCCUCCGAGGCCGCGCGGGCCCGACCGCCCCGGCACCUCUGGCGGGGCCUCCGCCCGCCGGCCCCCGGGCGCAAAGGGCGCGGGGGGCAGGCGCGGAGGAUGGCGGGAGGCGCGCGCCAGGUGCGAAAAAAGCGCCUUCGGCCCCGACGUGCCGGGGGUGCACAACACCCGGUCUUCCCCUGGGCAGGAGGCAGGGAGGGAGGAGGAGGCCAAAAGGGCAGGGGGGAGGAGGAGGAGGGGAGAACCGCUGGCGCGUGGAGGCCGCGCUCCCGCGGCAGGCCUGCGCCGGGGCGCCACGGGCCGCGUGGAGCUGCCGCCGGCCUGCAGCCCCCCGCGCUGCGGCGCGGGUGCCUCCCGCCUCUCCCGGGCGCCCCCCCCCCCC
This is a messenger RNA of Prorocentrum cordatum, 447 nucleotides long. NCBI's taxonomy places the organism in Eukaryota, Dinophyceae, Prorocentrales, Prorocentraceae. The record is from the annotation of a GenBank genome assembly.